CAGUACCACAGUCAGGGGUAUCUGGUCAUUGGUACAAACAUUAAUGACCCUGAUCGUGAACACAAUGACGCACUCUCACAUUAUAUUUUCAAAAUGACACCAAUGACACUUCUCGAGCGGUCCGAACGUUCGAACGGCAAGAAGAUCGCUCAUCAACAAACCCACAACAGGAUCUCCCUCUUCGGUACAGCACACCCAAGUCAAAGAUAAUCAUCGCAUUACAACACCAUGGUCCGUCCUUCUUUCUUUUCGGGUGGAGGCAAUGCUCCUGUCAGUACUAGUAGUAGUAGCAAAGGACACGCGAGAGAUUUUCCAGGCAAGCUCUGUUGUCGCAAGAUUUCCGCUGUCAUUAACAGUCCAACGUUGUCUCGAAAGAACCGAUGGCUGCUUUUGGUGGUGUCCGUAUUGGCGCUCAUGGGAGUGGCAGUCAUGAUUUCCUCCAACUCCAACAACAAUAAGACUACCAAGAGUUCCACAUCCACUAUCAGGGACAAUUCACAAGUCAAAAUGAAACAGAAAUCAUCAACAACAUCUACUUCAACUGAAACAGCCAAAGGCAAGACAAGUACAAGUACAACUACUGGUCAAGAAAAGUCAGGAACUUCCAUUUCAGCCAAUCAAAAGCAAAAGCAACCACAACCAACUGAUACCCCUAAAAAGAGCGCUUCAUCUACAUCUACAAGUUCUAGUUCUGAUGGCAAUGCAGGUACCCCUAAAGCGAGCACUUCGUCAUCUACCAAAGCAACCUCUACCAAGUCUACCUCUACAAGUACAUCCACAUCAACAACUACAAGUAGUGCUAGUAGUGGCAAUAACAAUAUUAUUGCCAUUGAUAUGGAGUCUACCCAUGCCAAGGAUAUUGCGUCCAUUCUCCACGAUCCCAAUACUUCCCAAAUCUCCGUCACGCUCACAUCCACAGCCGCCUGCAAACGACCUUAUUUCAUGGCACGACUUUCGGGACCCGCGCUCAUUCGAUUGCCACAAUUUUCACUCCAACAAUUUACCAAUACAUGGACGUCUACCUAUCAGGUUCCCAAUGCGGCCACUUAUUUUCUAGAAAUACUACUCGUUCAUUGUACCAAUCCGUACUAUCAAUUGCAUCAACACGAAAAUCCCAUUCACAAGGAACAACUCCAUCAAGAUUGGCUUUCGACCAAACCCGAUCUGGAAGAUUAUCUCAAACGGGAUAAAACGGCCAAACUCUGUGUGACAACACCGCUCCAAUACAAUCGCAUUACGCAAAAGGGUGUUUCCAUUGCCAUUUCCAAAUUUUCCACGGCACCCAUUGCCAUUCCCAGUAGUAUUCACCCCCCCGCUCCAUGGAUGGGAUUCUGGUAUUCUCAAAAUGAUCAAUACAAUAAUGCGGUGUAUACACGACAACAAGCAUCGGACACGGGACAGUGUCCGGACGAUGAUUGUUCCGUCGAACGAUUUACACCCUACAUCUUUCAAUGGAAUACCGACAAACCUCUGUCGCUUGACACAUUAAAACAAGACCACGCCGAUAUCAUUUGUAUUUUGGGAGAUAGUCAUGCGAGAGCACUCGAAUCGACGGCACGAUCGUUGGGAUUUACGAUUGAAGAUACCAAUGUCAUGGUCCGCAAUGCAUGGAUUACGUUCCCGGAAGAAGUUACCAAGACGUAUGUCAGCGAUCUCGUGGACAAUUUCAAAUGCACUCAUAUUGUCGUGGCGGUUGGAUUGGGACCGGCGCAUUCGCUGCCACCUACUUCUACCAAGACAACCACAACCAAAUUCAAUGACAAUCGUCCGUAUCCACUGCAUGUGUAUUAUCGACAAGUCAAGGAAUUGUUGCAAACACUGGUGCAUCACCCAAAAGUUCGCGACGAUGACAUUGGCGUCUAUAUCAAAACGGUCGAUUCCCAACCCCUGCGGGCAUCCACCACGGCGUGUCCACUCUUGAAUACAGAUUGGGGCACGCCGACCGUGCUCGAUGCCUACAAUACCAUUUUACGACGACUCUCCAACGAACUUGAUGUCCCAUUGGUCGAUACCGAAACCGUCAUUGCCAGUCAUGUUUGGGAUGCUGCCGAUGAUUGGUAUCAUGUAAAUGCCGCCACCAAUGAAGCCAUGACGUUGUUUUUGAUUGCCAUGGUCUUGCGGCCGCAUGUGUGAUUAUUGAGAAAACUGCGAACUGAAUCUGAACAACUGAAGGAUGAAAACUGAAACUUGAAUGAAGGAAUCGAAUCAGUCAACAACAACAACCAAGCAACGCAAGAUGCUGGUGGUACGCAAUAUCCAUAAUCAGUUUUGAUAACCGGAACAAUGGCGAUCAAAUCAGGCAGUUAGUUUUCUGGUACGAACGAACGAACCAGGGAAUCGAAUCAUCGUUCAACGCCGGGAAAAAGACGUGUCGGACCACCACCCUGUUUGUGUGCCCAGAAAUCCCAAGGAUGGACUGACUUGACUCCCCACAGCAUCUAUUCUAUUUAUUCCAUUCCAGCAAGCCGACUCUCCAUUAGCUUACGUUGGGCAAUAAAUAA
Messenger RNA from Seminavis robusta, 2501 nucleotides. The record is from the annotation of a GenBank genome assembly. NCBI's taxonomy places the organism in Eukaryota, Bacillariophyta, Bacillariophyceae, Naviculales, Naviculaceae.